This is a messenger RNA of Helicoverpa zea (corn earworm), 607 nucleotides long. RefSeq names its product 39S ribosomal protein L54, mitochondrial (gene mRpL54). Gene Ontology annotation, molecular function: structural constituent of ribosome. Lineage: Eukaryota; Metazoa; Arthropoda; Insecta; Lepidoptera; Noctuidae. The record is from RefSeq and is a predicted model, not a curated record. The transcript is spliced from 3 exons. Gene Ontology annotation, cellular component: mitochondrial large ribosomal subunit. Bases 110 to 535 code for a protein of 141 amino acids.
AUCUGUCAGUGUCAUCAGUCACUGAAACUGAAGUCAAAUGUUCAAAAUAUGAAUAACCUCAAUUGAGUAACUCGCAAACAGUUUAUAAUUUAAUAUUAUUUUAUUAACGAUGCUUCUGGGAUUGUUAAGAAGGACAUUACGCGCGGCGUGCAUCGCACAGUCGCCGCAGCUGCACACCACUGCCGCCAGUUAUGCUGCCGUCAAGAAAACCACAUCCGCCGCUGGAGGAGUGAUGGGGCUGGGCAAAGGCAAGAAGAAGGCGGGCAAGCUGACUGCCAUGGAGAAGAAGGAGAUGCCGGUGGAGAGCGACCCGCAGCGGCUGGUCAGCCACGUGUGCGGCUCCAACAUAUACACCACCGGGGAGGACGUCAAGUUGCAGGAGGACAGCGCGUACCCCGCGUGGCUGUGGUCGCUGCCGGUGGGCGCGGCGCCGCGGCUGGCGGAGCUGUCGCCGCAGGACAAGCGCUACUGGCUGCGCGUGCGCGCCGCCGGCAUGCGCCGCAACAACAAGCUGCGCUCCAUGCGACGCUUCUAGUCGCAUCUACCUCCUACUUGUAAGCUUAGCUUUAACUAGACUAAAUGUUAACAAAUAAAAAUACUUACCAAA